Molecule: messenger RNA, 1794 nt
Organism: Phaeoacremonium minimum UCRPA7
Lineage: Eukaryota; Fungi; Ascomycota; Sordariomycetes; Togniniales; Togniniaceae
Product: putative camp-regulated d2 protein
Exons: 6
Coding region: 1-1794 (597 amino acids)
Source: RefSeq, a predicted model, not a curated record
AUGAGCGCUGCAACUUUCUGGAGGAUUGGAGCCGUUUUCGGCGCUACGGCAGUUGGCCUGGGAGCAUUCGGAGCUCACGGCUUAAAGAAUCGCAUCUCCGACCCUCAGAAAAUCGCCAAUUGGGUCACUGCAGCACAGUAUCAGCUCAUUCACUCCGGAGUCAUGCUUGUGGCUCGUGGAAACCCCGUUGCCUGCGGUCUCUUCACUGCCGGGAUGACCAUGUUUAGCGGCAGCAUCUACGCCCUCGUCUUGGAUCCCGACCACUUCAAGCCGCUGGGGCCCGUCACACCGCUGGGCGGUCUGUGCUUGAUUGGCGGCUGGGUCGCUCUCGCUGUUACCAAGAAUCCCGCCAUGGCCGGAUGGCCACACCAACUCUUUCUCGGAGGUGGCCUCACAAUCCUAACUCGCAACGACCUAGAUGCCGCGCAGAAUGAUGGGUCAGGGGCCAUCCUCGUUAGCCAAGCAAGUCCAUACUCGGCUGCCAGCACGGCAUGUACUCUUCUGGGAGAGGUUCCGUGGAAUCCGGACAAGAAUGAUUUCGACAAAGCUCUUAACAGGUCUCUAAUAUACCAAGAAUAUCAAGGGCUUGCAACAAAGGACCAGCUAUAUUGGGUUUCCAAGGCUGACGAAGCGGAUGACACCUGUAGAGGCAUUGACGCCCAAGGCCAAGUCCAAGAUCUCGACUGUCUCAGCGAGAUCCCAACGCUCUGCACCCAAAGCGCACCAAUAUCCAACUCCUCCUUCUCAAACAGCAGUGCUGCAUGGCAAGUAACACAAGUUGUUGACCAGUCUCAGUUCACUGGAUACAGGGACUACCACACUUGGAAGUUUCGCGGGAUACGAUAUACAAAGACACCAGAGCGCUUCACCUACGCAGCUCCGUAUCUGCAGGACGGCGAUGUGAUGGCGAUCACUGCAGGUGCAGAUUGCGUACAGCCUAUCGGUGAGGUGACGUCUGGCAGCAGCGAGGACUGUCUGUUUAUGAACAUCUGGACGCCGUAUCUACCCCCCAUGUCUGGUGCCAAAGAAGCUCAACUGAAACCCGUCAUGGUAUAUCUCUAUGGAGGCGGGUUCACCUCCGGAUCAGGCAAGAAUCCGAACACUGACGGUACGAAUUUGGCCUCUCGCGGUGAUGCCGUGGUACUCUCGGUAAAUUAUCGUGUGGGUAAUACUGGCUUCCUAGCUUUCAACGACGGGGUACACAACGGGAAUUACGGGAUUUCAGACAUGGUGGCAGCACUGGAGUGGGUCAACAAGUACGUCAAGUAUUUUGGCGGCGAUGCUGGGAGGGUGACUGUGUUUGGCGAGUCUGCCGGAGCCAUGGCGACACACCUGCUGCUCGCCUCGCUCAAGGCCAAGGGACUUUUCCACCGGGCCAUCAUGCAAUCCGAUCCCACCGGAUAUCCAAAUAAUGGCAAAUUCACAUGGUCUCAAUAUGCUGCAAUCGAGGACGCAUACGAGGAUGGGACUAAGAAAGUGUUGAAUGAGACGGCCUGCCUGCUACCAAGCAAUACUAGUACAGCUUCACAAAUCGAUUGUUUAAGCAAAAUAUCUGGGUUUGAUCUCGUUAAUCUCACUACAAAUUUCAAUGGUGCUGUAGUUGACGGCACGUAUCUGACCUACCAUGAGUUGGUCGUCAAUGAAACGAACUAUUAUUCGAACAAUGUCGAUGUCAUGACCGGCGUUAACAGGGACGAAGUUGGCGUUCAGGUUAACAACUACCCAGAAAAUGGUACAACCUUUACCAAAUACUUCCAAACCCAUCUUCGCAGCAGCACAGAACUCUACCCCUGA